GAGGACAUGGCCGGCUGCCCAAAAGGUUCUUGGAAGCCAAGACUCCGGAGUGUUGUCCUGGGAGCGGCUCAGCUCAUCUGGCUCAGUGCUUUGAUCUCUGAGCUUGUAAAUCAAAAGGAAGUGGCCGCAUGGACCUAUAACUACAGCACAAAGGCAUACUCGUGGAAUAACUCACGGGCAUUCUGCAGGAGGUACUUCACAGACUUAGUGGCCAUCCAGAAUAAGAAUGAAAUUGCUCACCUCAAUGACGUCAUCCCAUUCUUCAACUCUUACUACUGGAUUGGUAUCCGAAAGAUCAACAAUAAGUGGACCUGGGUGGGAACCAAUAAGACUCUCACGGAGGAGGCUGAGAACUGGGCCGACAAUGAGCCCAACAACAAGAGGAACAACCAGGACUGUGUGGAGAUCUACAUCAAGAGUAAUUCGGCCCCUGGCAAGUGGAAUGAUGAACCCUGUUUAAAACGAAAGCGGGCUCUGUGCUACACAGCCUCCUGCCAGGACAUGUCCUGCAGCAACCAAGGAGAGUGCAUUGAGACCAUUGGGAGAUACACCUGCUCCUGCUACCCCGGCUUCUAUGGGCCAGAGUGUGAAUACGUCAAGGAGUGUGGGAAAUUUGACAUCCCACGGCAUGUUCUCAUGAACUGCAGCCAUCCCCUGGGGGACUUCUCCUUCAACUCACGGUGCACCUUCAGCUGUGCUGAGGGCUAUGAGCUGAGCGGACCCAGCGAGCUGCAAUGUCUGGCUUCUGGAAUCUGGACAAAUAACCCCCCUCAGUGUAAAGUGGUGCAGUGUCGGAGCCUGGAAGCCCCUCUCCAUGGGAGCAUGGACUGUAUGCACCCAUUUGCUGCCUUUGCCUACGACUCCAGCUGUAAGUUUGAGUGCCAGCCUGGAUAUCGAGUGAGGGGCUCUGACGUACUCCACUGCAAUGGCUCUGGUCAGUGGAGUGAACCAUUGCCAACCUGUGAAGCCAUUGCAUGUGAACCUCCGGAGAGCCCCAGCCAUGGGACGAUGGAGUGCGUCCCAUCUACAGGAGCCUUUGAGUACAACAGCAGCUGUACUUUUCACUGUACAGAGGGAUUUGUGCUGAAGGGAAAUGAUGCCAUUCAGUGUGCUGACUCAGGGCAGUGGACAGCCCCAGCCCCAGUCUGUGAAGCGUUGCAAUGUCAGGAGUUUCCGGUUCCAAGUAAAGCCCAGAUGAGCUGCUUGAACCCCUUCGGUACCUUGAAGUACCAGUCAGUCUGCAACUUUUCCUGUGAGGAAGGCUCACUCUUGGUGGGAGCAAGUGUGCUAAGGUGCCUGGCUACUGGACACUGGAGCGGAGCUCCUCCUGAAUGUCGAGCUGUCUCCUGCACCCCUUUGCUCAGCCCUGAGAAUGGAUCGAUGACCUGUAUCCAGCCUCUUGGGGAUUCCACCUACAAAUCCACUUGCCAGUUCAUGUGUGAUGAUGGAUUUUCUCUAUCUGGACCAGAAAGAUUGGAUUGUUCUCCAUCUGGACACUGGAUGGGCACCCCUCCCACAUGUGAAGCCAUCAAGUGUCCAGGAAUCUUCGCCCCAGAGCAAGGCAGCCUGGAUUGUUCUCAUGUUCAUGGAGAAUUCAGUGUUGGCUCUAUCUGUCACUUCUCCUGCAAUGAGGACUUUGAGCUACUGGGGUCUACAAAUGUGGAAUGCACAGUUUCUGGAAGAUGGUCGGCACCUCCACCAACCUGCAAAGGUAUAACAUCACUUCCUGUCCCAGUGGUCCAAUGCCCUGCCCUCACAACUCCUGGACAGGGCACAAUGUCGUGCCAACACCACCUGGGAAGCUUUGGUCCAAACACCGCUUGUUACUUUGGGUGCAAAACCGGAUUUACACUCAGAGGAGCCAACUGGCUCCGCUGCAGGGCUUCAGGACAAUGGACAGCAGUGACUCCCACGUGCAGAGCUGUCAAAUGCUCAGAAUUGCACAUGGACACAGCAGUAGCCAUGAACUGUACCAAUCCCUGGGGAAACUUUAGCUACGGAUCAACCUGUGCCUUCCAGUGCCCAGAGGGGCAGUCACUGAAUGGCUCUGUGAGGACAACCUGCCGAGAGGAUGGCCGCUGGUCAGAUGCCAUGCCAACCUGCCAAGCAGGGACACUGACGAUCCAGGAAGCUCUGACUUACUUGGGUGGUGCUGUGGCUUCUACAACAGGCCUGGCAGUGGGCGGGACACUCCUGGCUCUGCUAAGAAAGCGUCUCAGAAAGAAAGAGGAUGGAAAAUGCCCCUUGAACCCUCACAGCCACCUAGGAACAUAUGGAGUCUUCACUAACGCUGCAUACGACCCAACCCCUUAAGAGACCCAGUCUCCUGAUGUCUCACUCAAUCUCUCAGGAUUCCACACGCAGAUGUCAAGAUUCCUGUCAGACUUGACUCUAACUCCGCCUCCACCGCAUCUGCUGUGGUUCUCUGUAAAUAAUUGGACAGGAACCAAGCAGAAGGACUAUGUACUUUCCCACCUCUCCACCCACCUCUUCCUGCUCGGCCCCUCACCUUCCUCCAGUCACAGAAACAGGAGCAAAUGUUUCUGCUGCCGUCUGUGGCUUGUUGCUACUUUGCUGUUUCUGAAAACAGGAGUUAGUCCGAGGCACUGGAGCAUGUGCCUGGACAGGUGACCAGGCUCUGGAAAACGGAAGGUCUGUCUGCUUUCUCUUGGGAUUGAAGAGUAGUUUAAGGAACACCUGCUUUAAGAUCUCCUGGGUCUUCCAUGUUUCCUAUCUGUGAGGUUGUUUACACCUCUGCUGCUGAGACUUUCACAGAAACUUCAAGAUGGUACUAGGGGACACAGAAGAUCGGGAAUAGUGCCAGGAUGCCACAUCUGACUGCCGACUUUCCCUCCACCAAAGCACCCAAAGCCCAUUGUUUGAAUGUAAAACUCCAUUCCCCCAAAUAUCAAGUCCUUCGUGGUUUGUUCAAUAAGGUCUGUGUAUCUCACUUUGUCUACCACCAAUGUGGUCACAGUCACAAUCCUCCAAAUGACAGCUGGACCUUCCAGUGAGCCCACAAGUAUAUGUCGUGUGUCCCCUGUCCAUAGAUGAAAAAAAAUCAGAGAAGUAGAAAAAAAGGUCCUCUUUACAUUGCUGUUCUGCAGGAAAGAACAGAUACUGUUUUAUAUGUAAUUUAAUUCACAUAUUUAAUAAAUAAGUCACUGAAAAUUACA
Molecule: messenger RNA, 3176 nt
Organism: Grammomys surdaster
Lineage: Eukaryota; Metazoa; Chordata; Mammalia; Rodentia; Muridae
Gene: Selp
Product: selectin P
Exons: 16
Coding region: 7-2313 (768 amino acids)
Biological process (GO): response to cytokine; leukocyte tethering or rolling; heterophilic cell-cell adhesion
Cellular component (GO): external side of plasma membrane; membrane
Molecular function (GO): oligosaccharide binding; sialic acid binding
Source: RefSeq, a predicted model, not a curated record